This is a messenger RNA of Rhagoletis pomonella (apple maggot), 984 nucleotides long. RefSeq names its product torsin-like protein (gene Torsin). Gene Ontology annotation, molecular function: ATP binding; ATP hydrolysis activity. The record is from RefSeq and is a predicted model, not a curated record. Gene Ontology annotation, biological process: cellular response to misfolded protein. NCBI's taxonomy places the organism in Eukaryota, Metazoa, Arthropoda, Insecta, Diptera, Tephritidae.
UACUUAAAGAUCAAACUUAUUGCCGUUGGUCAGAAUGCUGCAAUGAGCGUAGUAUUAAGGGGGAUAUUGGAGAGCUGAGAAGAACACUGACGGAGAAGCUGUAUGGACAGCAUAUCGUCAUACAGCAGUUAAUUUCGGCGCUAGAAGCUCAUAUAAAUCCUCACAGUUCUUCACGCAAACCACUGGUGAUGAGUUUUCAUGGCACCCCGGGCACAGGGAAAAAUUAUGUGGCUGAUAUGAUCGCAGAGGCAUUGUACGAAAAAGGUGUGAACAGCAGAUUUAUUCACAAGUAUAGAGGAAGGUUGGAUUUUUCCAUAGAUAAUGAUGUAAAUAAGUAUAACUACCGCAUUUACUCUGACGUCACAAAAGGCAUUAACGAUUGUCCAUUGUCUUUGUUUAUUUUUGAUGAAGUAGAUAAAAUGCCGCAAGGAGUUUUUGAAUCGUUAACAUCGCUAGUAGAUUACAAUGGACUACCAGAUAAUUUGAGUGGCUCUAAGGCUAUUUUUAUUUUCAUUUCCAAUACGGCUGGUGUACAAAUUUCACAUCAACUGGCAAAAAUGCUAAAAAAUGGUGCAAUGCGUGAAAACAUCAAACUCAGUGCUUUUGAGCAGGUACUAGAGAAGGUGUCUUAUAACAUAGAAGGGGGGUUAAAGAAAGCUGGUUUAAUUGAAAAACACGUAAUUGAUCACUAUUUACCAUUCUUGCCGCUCGAAAAGCAGCAUGUUCUCAAAUGCAUAGCCGCAGAGUUUAAAAAAUGGGGCCGAGAUCCGAAGGAAGGCGUGAUAGAGUCAUUACUUCAAGAUGUGAUUACUUAUGAUCGGGAACACGGACUUUUUGCGACCUCGGGUUGUAAAACAAUAGAAAAGAAAGUAGCAACAGAAGUGUGGAUCAAUUGAAAGCCAGGGAUUUAUAUAUCAUUUUUAAUGCAUUUAUUUCUUAUAAAAGUCACACGAAAUACUAAAUAUACGUGUAUAUUUCGUAUUA